Messenger RNA from Plasmodium cynomolgi strain B, 1440 nucleotides. RefSeq names its product transporter. NCBI's taxonomy places the organism in Eukaryota, Apicomplexa, Aconoidasida, Haemosporida, Plasmodiidae. The record is from RefSeq and is a predicted model, not a curated record. Bases 1 to 1440 code for a protein of 479 amino acids. The transcript has 9 exons.
AUGAAGGCCCUUAAACAGAAUAGCAAGAAAAAGGAAGUAAAAAAUCAUGAUGACAUGAACACAGAAAAUUCAACUGUUAAUGGCAUCAAUAUAAACGAUAUAAACAUAAACGAUAUAGAAGAAAAUAUAAGUGACCACAAAAAUGAACGGAAAGUUAAAAAAAAAGGGAAAGCCAUCGAAUAUUAUUUGUUUGAUGUAGAGGCAUACAACACCAACAACAACACCACGACAGAAAGUUUCGUUGACUUAAGUUCUAUAAGAUCAAGUUAUUUAUCAGAAAACAGGAAGAAAAAAGCCAAGAAAAAAAAAAGCAGCUAUUUAAAAAAACAGCUAAAAAUUUAUAAAAAGAAAUAUAAAAUAUUGCCAGAACAUAACAUUGACCAAGAUACCAGCUACGAAGAGUCUGUGAAAAAUGCAAAUAAAGACUAUAGAAUAUACGACCUGAAGGAGGUGAAAACGGAUAAAGGAACCAAUGACUUUUUGCCACAAAUACGCAAAGAUACCAUCGGUGUGAAGAAGGACGUGUUUGUAAAUGUAAUCAAAUUUAUCAUUCUCGUUUCCUCCAUUUUCUUCUUCGGUUCGUGCAGCACAACCAUAACCAAGUACAUUAUUUUUGUGAGGAAGUUUAAUUACACGCAAAUUGUCACGCUUCUGGAAUUUUUCAUAAUGUAUCUGAUUCUGAGAUUGGUAAUCUUCUGUGGGAAAAUGAAAAGUUCGACAAACUUAACGAGGAAGCAAUACAUCAAAUAUAUCAUUUCGAGCAAUAGCGCCUACUCCUACUUAGAAAUUCCGGUCAUUUCUGUCAUUAAAUCGAGUUCGCUAAUAUUGAUAUAUUUUUUAUCCAUCAAAUUUGGUAACCUUUUUUUUUCGAAAAUCUCGGCUGAUUUGUUCGAAGCGGAAUGUUUGAAGGAAUUCAAGUGCUCCCUGUUGUGUUCGAUUCUUACAAUAUUGAUGGGGGUAAUUAUGAGCAUUACUACGCUGAAAAUAGACAGCUUGUUUGGUAUGUUCCUGUUGUUAAUAUCAGUCAUCGCGUCAUCCCUUAAGUGGGUUUUUACCAAUGUUUUGUUAAGAUCAACAUCUAUGAAGGCGCACAUUAUUUUGUUACACAUAUACCAAGUGGCCAUGUUUAUCAUAAAUUAUAACAGCAACGUUUUAACUAUUGAUCAGAUACUUUCAUCAUUGGUUUUAGUCGCCAUUGGCGCACUGAGCAGCGUAUUUUUAAUUUUAGCGGAGUUCUCAUUAAUAUGUAAAAUGCUGGAAAAAGAUAUACACAUUCCGUACACCUCAUCCGUGACCCUGAGUAUAGUCUUUAUAGGGAGAGAGGCAAUCCUUUUGAUUAUUGGAUCGUUAUUUUUUGGUGAAAAUAUCAAUUUUAGUUCAUCUAUUGGCAUAGCAAUUUCGAUGAUUGGUACCAUCCUCUAUGGUUAUGCAUCAAAGUGA